Neogale vison (American mink) is the source of this 1157-nucleotide messenger RNA. It is a transcript of the gene NICOL1, whose product is annotated as chromosome 11 C4orf48 homolog. Lineage: Eukaryota; Metazoa; Chordata; Mammalia; Carnivora; Mustelidae. The transcript is spliced from 4 exons. The record is from RefSeq and is a predicted model, not a curated record. Bases 825 to 1109 code for a protein of 94 amino acids.
GGGUCGGAAAGGCCGCGUCCAGCCCGCCACAGCAGAGGCGAAGCCCUGCGAAGGGGGGCGGGACGUCGGGGCGCCGCGCUGCCCCGCACGGCUGCUGGGGUCUCCCGCACGCACGCGGCCGGGACGUGGGCUUGGGGCGCCUCCCCCGAGCUGGCUGGCUUUGCAGGGACCCAGGAGACGCCAAGUGGAGCGCGUCCUUUCCAGAGGGGCCGGUCGGGAACCUGAAACCCGCGCGCCUUGGGCGCCUCGGGGGAGCACGCGAGGUUCUUCGCUUCCAACAGCCCUGCGCCUUCACGAGGAAGAAAAGUGCACAGGAAAGCCAAGCGACCCCUCCAAAGUCACACAGCCCGGGAAGGUGGUAGGACCUCAAGGCUGGGAGAGGUGGGGCCAAAGGGGAAUGACAAAUAGUUGUCCACGCUCCGAGAGGUGUAGAGGAAGGACCCGGCCGGCCGGAGGGCUUCUCCCCGAUCCUGAGGGUCAGGGGCGAGGCCGCGCGGGAGUGAGGACCAGAGAGGACCAGUGAGGACCGCCCCACAGUCUGGCUCGCUCCUGGCCCUGAUCUCCUCCGAGAAAUGCGACUCGACCCCACCGGACCCUAGCGGCCAGCGGGGAGCCUCCCCGGCCCCUGGCGAGCAUAGAGCCCCUCCCUCAGGAUUGGCCCGAGGGUCACCCCGAGACUGGGCACCGCUGGACGCCAGCAGCAGAUUUCCCGCUUCCUCAGCUUUGCUCCUGCCCGCAGUGGCUCUGGAGGUUCUGCCCAGCCGCCGCCUCCUCCCGGCAGCCCUCCGGACUCCAAGGGCGGCCCCGGCUCCCAGUGCUCGGCCAUGGCCCCUCCGCCGCUGUGCAGGCUCCCGAGGUCGCUGCCGCCGUGGCUGCUGCUGCUGCUGAGCGUGGCGCUGUUGGGUUUCCAGGCCCGCGCCGAGCCCGCUGCCGGGAACGCGGUCCCCGCGCAGAGCCGUCCGUGCGUGGACUGUCACGCAUUCGAGUUUAUGCAGCGCGCCCUGCAGGACCUUCGGAAGACCGCCUACAGCCUGGACUCGAGGACCGAGGCCCUCCUGCUGCAGGCCGAGCGCCGGGCCCUGUGUGCCUGCUGGCCUGCCGGCCGCUGAGGCCCCUCAUACGCCACUAUUCCCCCAUCAAUAAACACGGGCCCCACA